This is a messenger RNA of Branchiostoma belcheri (Belcher's lancelet), 788 nucleotides long. RefSeq lists its product as uncharacterized. The coding region runs from base 228 to 788 and encodes 186 amino acids. NCBI's taxonomy places the organism in Eukaryota, Metazoa, Chordata, Leptocardii, Amphioxiformes, Branchiostomatidae. The transcript has 3 exons. The record is from RefSeq and is a predicted model, not a curated record.
CUUAAAGUAAACUUAAAAGAAAUGUUUAAUGACUCUUUAUCUACUGUUCCUUAGCCAAGCAUCAAGAUAACUUCUCCACUGCAAUUUUUGAAUGCAACAAUUGGCUACCCUUCGAACUUUCAUCACUUUAUGACGUCACAUACCAUCUCCAAGCUUUGCUUCGAACAACAAACUUACAAAGUUCCAGACAGCGUUCCACUACGUGGACACAGCGACAGACGUGCAACAUGUGGCAAACACUACUCUCUGUGUUUACCUGCUGCCUGAAUGGGAAGGUGAAUAAAGUGUCACCAGGCGAGGAGAAGACUGGGGACGGACUGGCGGAACCACCAGUGAUUCCUAUAACCAGUCCCCCGGUCCUCGUGAUGUCCCAGCCGCGGCCGGACAGGUCCUCAGCCGAUAUCCUGGCCGAGCUACGCGAUGAGGGUGUGUUACCCGGCCUGAAACGGCGUGACAAUGCCGUCGCCUUCCAGGUGCCGACCGAGAACCCUGGUACUCCCCCGCGCCACCAGGUGAGGCUGAAGAAAAUGGAGAAGCGGAUGGAGGAACGGCGUGAGAAGGUGAAGAAAAUCUGCCCUGAGUCUCGUGGCGACCUGAAGAGGCAGCUGAAUGACGCGGAGGUUAGGAGACAGGACCUCUUGACCAAGAAGACCGACACUUAUAAGAAGUCUGCAGAGAAAGUGGCUAGGAUCAAGAAGGAGGCGAGCAAGAAAAACGGCACCGCUUUUGUGAUCACCUCCACAAGCGACUGCGAUGUCAUCGCUACACGAGAAUCCCAAACAGCUUGA